UCAUGAGCAAGGGUCACUGUAUCUGUGCCGUGGCACAUUGCACUAAUUCUGCUCGCACGACGACGGACGUUAUUUAUCACGUUUUUCCCAAGGAUGAGCACUUGCAACGUGAAUGGAUAGUUCGAUGCAAACGCGAGGAUAAAGUGAAUGUGAAAACUGCACGUGUGUGUUCAGCUCAUUUUCGGCCUGAAGAUUAUGAACGGGAUAUGAGAAAUGAGCUUCUAGGGUUACCUUCAAGAAAGAAGUUAUUACGAACAGCAAUCCCCUGCAUAAACAUUCCGAGCUGGCAUGGAGAAGAAAUUGCGGAAAGUGGUGAUGCAAACGAAAGGAAAGGAGGACGGAUCAGAAAGAAGCUACGUCAGCGUGAUGACGAUGACGACAACGUGGACACUGCUGCACACCAAAUACCAGUGAACCAUCAGGAUGUGGUCAUAAAAAACGAAGUUGUUGUGAAGCGAGAAGUCGAGUCUGAUCCUGAUGACGUGUUGGGCGCGGAUGGAAAACAGGAAUUUGAGUAUGUGACAGUCGAGGAACAAUUAGGAGACCGUGACAAACCCACGCGUUCAGCAACUGAAGAGUCAUGUGAACAAGUGGGUCAUGAUCAGGAGCUGCCAGUUAUCAUCAAAGAAGAAAUUGACUGUGACGAUUACAUCGAUCCGUUCGGCAUUUCGGGAGAGUCAUGUGAACAAGUGGGUCAUGAUCAGGAGCUGCCAGUUAUCAUCAAAGAAGAAAUUGACUGUGACGAUUACAUCGAUCCGUUCAGCGUUUCGAAGAGGUGAACUGGCAGUAGGGAGUGAUAGCCUGUCUACCACAAGACGGAUGAACUGAAUGAGUUAGAAGAGGCAGGCAACAAACGGUUCUGCAGCUAUACGAAGAAGACGGCUCACCGUGACGUGAAGACAGGUAGCAGUGACAGUCCAGACGAUGACACGUACUGUUGCUGAGUGUCUGCACCAGAAUGUCGUGAGUCACAAAAAUAUGAAACUCGGACAUUACACUCUGGAGAUGGAAAGCAUGUUUGUAACGUGUAGGAAGUACAAUUUUGGUUGUCCUGGAUCCUACACUGCUUCGAUCGUAAUGGGGCACGUACAGUGUUACACGCAUCUGAGGUUACGUGCAGAAUGCCAUUUGUAUUGUGAGAAAUCAAUAUGCAGUUGGCUACAGAAGGCUGCAGUGUCUGAGUCGGGUUGUUGGUGUAGAGUGUGGGACAGCGCCUGCUCGUGCGAGAUGUGCGAGAUGUGUGAGAUGGCAUUUGGAUUGUCUUUAAUCAUGUGACACUCUGUACAAAAUUCAGAGAGUUCUUUUGUAUGUGCUAGAAAAGAAUCCACACACUGUGUGUGACAAGAUUUUUGUUGUGGUACGUAAUACACAGUACCACUUGCGUAGUACAAUUUGUUAGAGACCAAUUUCUGCUGUGAAGCUUCCGUUUUUUGAGUUUAAUGUGACAGAAUAAAAGCUGAGGUUAGUGACACUAAUGUACAAAGAAUUAAAUUCUACUACACAAGUGGCAUUGUGAAUUGCAUACCGUUCUCUGACCACUUGGUGUUGCUCUGUGCAACUGUGGCAAAUAUUACCAAACUGUUGCUUGCACCUGGUUGAAUGACUUUACUUAUGUGAAGAUAUGGGAUAUUUAUGGUAACUGUAUUGCUGUGUGAGAAGAGUGUAAGCUUCUGAAGACUAUAAGGACUAACUU
Messenger RNA from Schistocerca piceifrons (Central American locust), 1693 nucleotides. RefSeq lists its product as uncharacterized. Lineage: Eukaryota; Metazoa; Arthropoda; Insecta; Orthoptera; Acrididae. The record is from RefSeq and is a predicted model, not a curated record. The coding region runs from base 3 to 779 and encodes 258 amino acids. The transcript has 10 exons.